Fimicolochytrium jonesii is the source of this 832-nucleotide messenger RNA. RefSeq lists its product as uncharacterized. The record is from RefSeq and is a predicted model, not a curated record. Bases 102 to 653 code for a protein of 183 amino acids. The transcript is spliced from 2 exons. Lineage: Eukaryota; Fungi; Chytridiomycota; Chytridiomycetes; Spizellomycetales; Powellomycetaceae.
CUCCUCCUUCGUGACGCUUUGCGACGUUUUGUUAAACAGUCGCAGCGGAUGAACGGAUACAGGAGCGCAAAGUUGCAGAACAAAAUCUUUUCCAGCGCGGGAUGCAGGAUUCAAUUGCGGGGGCCAGUCAAAGCGCCAGUCACGACCCAUGUCCCUCCCCACCUCGCAAGGCCCGCCCACCAUCCCGGUCACCCACCAGAUCAGAAGGAAAGCGCGAACUGCGGUAUAGGGAGCAUAGAAGAAGCGAAACUCCCCAGCGGGAUAGACCCACCAAAUCCAGCCGUCAUCGGGACAGAUCUUCAACCCCAGAGCGCAGGGGAUCCCGCUCGGACUACGGUCGUGAGUCAAAGCACAAACGCACCACCCGCUCACUCUCCCGCUCCCGCUCGCGAGACCGUACCGAUCGACGCCGCAACCGGCAGCGAACCGCCCCACGUGAUGACCGUUACCAGUCGUCGGGGCGUCAUCGAUCCCCGUCCCAAUCACGGUCGAGGUCAAUGGAGCGACGUGAUCGGCGUCGUCGGUCUUCUAGGUCGCCACCGUCACGGUACUCGACCGGUAAGGGCAGGAGGGACAGGUCCCGGUCUAGAUCGCGGUCGCCCUCGAGGCGGGAGAGGAGGCAGGAGAGGUCGCCGGGGGUGCGUCGUCGGUGAGAAUGAGUUGAUCAUUGGGGGUUGCCCUUGUGUAGUCUGCGGGUCUUUGGGAGCAGAGUAGGAUAGGAAAAGCGACACAUAUAGGCCUUUUCGUACUCCCAGAGGAAUGGGUCUGGCACGAUGGACACGGCAUGGUAAAAGCAGCCGCCCUCCUUCUGUUCUAAUACCUAUACCCAUAU